Cladophialophora immunda is the source of this 2079-nucleotide messenger RNA. RefSeq lists its product as hypothetical. Lineage: Eukaryota; Fungi; Ascomycota; Eurotiomycetes; Chaetothyriales; Herpotrichiellaceae. The transcript is spliced from 3 exons. The record is from RefSeq and is a predicted model, not a curated record. Gene Ontology annotation, cellular component: RNA polymerase III complex. Bases 363 to 1841 code for a protein of 492 amino acids. Gene Ontology annotation, molecular function: single-stranded DNA binding.
GCAAAAGUUUCUUCUCGAAUCCCAAGAUGAAAGUACCCAAAUGAAGUCCUCCCUCUUGCGGCAUUUGUCUCCAAACAAUCUGAGAUGAAGCAGUGAACGAAUUGUCCUCUGCUAGGCGUUAAAAUCCAAUUCUGUUUUGUUUGUGUUCGAGAUGGAGGUAUUUCAGAAACACCGGCAGAUUCAGAGGAAUUUGCUUAACUGAGACGCGGCAGGAAUUCUCGCAGCUUUGCUGCCGAAUCGUGGAAGACGCCUAUGGUACAUUCCUCGCUCAAAUCUUUCGACAGCUGACCCAAGUCGGGCGACUUUCUAUCAACCAGGUCGCUCAAAAAUGUCGUCUUCCGCUCCGCCAAGUGAAGACUGGCAUGGCGAGCUUGAUUCAACUACGGCUAGUCUACCAUCACACAUCUCCAGAGGGCUCAUCGACCUAUCAAGCGAACACCAGCAAUGCAUACAACAUCAUGCGUACCGGAAGACUUAUUGAACUUGUUGAAUGGAAGUUCGGAUCUGCGGGCGCGGAUAUUAUGGAACACCUGGCUGUACUGGGAUUUGCUACCGCGUGCGAGCUGGAAGCACACGUUUUAGGGCAUGAUGACUCGUCCAGGUUGAUGGACAAGAGUCGUUUCCGCGCGCUGCUGAAGCAUCUAAUUACUUCCAAGUUCAUUCUCACCGUUCGCGAGGCACAUUUCCACUCACCGUUUGACUCUCGUCAGGAUGCAGAACGCUACUUACGCGGUCACGGGUUGCUCCUUCAAGGAACGGCGAAGAAAAUCAAAAUCGAUGGUGAAGCCAAGGUGGACGCCGAGCUCGAACACCGUCUAGAUGGAAAUAUCUCUUGGCCCCAGGUGUUGCAUGAACUCGAGGCGAACUCCAGCCAAGCCAACAUCUUGCUCUCGGUCGACUAUUCAAAUUUGAUUCUUUACACUCGCAAUGAAAGAGUGGCGGAAGUUGCUGAGAAGAUUUUCGGCCGACGCACGGCAGAAGUUGCACGGGCAGCUUGUUUGCAGCUUGAAGACAUCGACCCACGACCAUUGAAACUCCGGUUGUCGGAUAACCCUGCGGGAUCGUUGCAGAGACUCGACUUCUCCCAGAUGAGCCACUGUAUUGCUUCGGAAGGUCGACCAGCAAUGAGCAAUGGUCAAAGCAAUGAAAACGGAUGGCUCGCCGGAGACAAACUCCUGAACGGCCAUCAGGAUUAUAGAGCCAAUGGGACGAGCGGAGAUCAUCAGUUCAUUGAAUACCAGCUGGGUCUGCUGGCAGAAGGGCCGUUCGCCUUUCUCUUGGGCGAUCCCGUCACAAGGACCUGGGCAAUUGACAAGAGCAAGCUCAACAAUUUCUUGUGGGAUAAGGAGAUGCUGCGUCUUAUCGAUGAGAGCGUGAGCGAACCGGCGCUCAGGAUUGUUCGCAUGCUGGCUGACAAAGGCAAACUUGAUGAGAGAGCAAUGCAGGACGUUGGCCUUCUGAACGCGAAAGAACUUCGGAAAUCGCUAGCACAACUGCAGAUGAAGGGCUUCCUCGAGCUCCAAGAAGUUCCGAGAGACCCUCAAAGACAGCCCAAAAGCACAACCUACCUCUACUUCUACGACCCUGAAAGGGUACAAAAAAUAUUCCUAGACAGGCUGUACAAAACAAUGUCGAGAUUGUACGAGCGCCUGCACCUCGAACGAGACAAGAUAUCGUCGACUCUGAGCAAGGUUGAACGGAGUGACGUCCAAGGAAGCGAGGAGGAGAUAUUAUCACCAGGGGAACUGGAAUUGUUGCUUCGCUGGCGACAGAAGGAGUGUUGGUUUAUGACGGAGAUCCAUCGUAUAGAUGCUUCAGUCGCCAUACUUCGAGACAUAUGAAUCUACGCUUGCCAAAUCAUCAUGUUGGCAACUUGAAUUGAGGAUUCAACCUGUUCUGCCAUCUCUUCUGCCAUCUCCAGAUAUGUCUCCUUGGGUUGCAUUUUGCAUUCCGCUCAGAUUCUCGUUGUGAAUUAUGUAGAAAGAGGUAUAGACUUCAAGUCUGACCAAACAAGAGAGAAAAGAGUCAUACUGCUGCUUCAGGACAGCUGUCUUGGGAGGCAAAGGCCUUACACUCUAC